GUCUGCAAUGUAGGGGAUGGGUUGACUGAAAGAUCCGUACUCGCGACGAAGAAGCGUUUCUCGUGUUGGGAAGAGAAUAUAAAGACUUACGGGGUUUUUUUCGAGCUCUUUCCCUCGUUUUUGUGGGUAAAAUCUUUACGAAAGUUGCCACUGACCGUUAUCGUCAGUGUGUUUUAUGAGAAGGGUUACUGUUUUGGCGGAGAAACUUUCUAAAUAAGUGGCAUCGAGCCAGGCCAAAGGAGGUGAGUGUCAAGAUGGCCCAGUGGAACCAGUUACAGCAGCUGGAGACCAGGUACCUGGAGCAACUCUACCACUUGUACAGUGACAGCUUCCCCAUGGAGUUACGACAGUUUCUUGCGCCUUGGAUUGAGAGUCAGGACUGGGCUUACGCUGCCAAUAAGGAGUCACAUGCUACACUGGUGUUCCACAACCUCUUGGGAGAAAUAGAUCAGCAGUACAGCCGUUUCCUGCAGGAGAACAACGUGCUCUACCAGCAUAACCUCCGCAGGAUUAAACAGCAUCUGCAGAGCAAGUACUUGGAGAAACCGAUGGAUAUUGCUCGCAUUGUUGCCCGCUGUUUGUGGGAAGAACAGAGGCUGCUGCAGACUGCCACCUCUGCUACACAGGAUGGCCAGGCAGCCCAUCCCACUGGAACAGUAGUGACAGAGAAGCAGCAGAUACUGGAGCACAAUCUUCAAGACAUCAGGAAGCGGGUCCAGGAUAUGGAACAGAAGAUGAAAAUGCUUGAAAACUUGCAAGAUGACUUUGAUUUCAAUUACAAGACCCUAAAAAGCCAAGGAGAGUUGUCCCAGGAUCUAAAUGGAAAUAGCCAGGCAGCUGCAACGAGGCAGAAGAUGGCCCAGCUCGAGCAGAUGCUGAGCGCCCUGGAUCAGCUCAGGAGGCAAAUUGUUACGGAGAUGGGAGGCUUGUUGACUGCCAUGGACUAUGUACAGAAGAACCUGACAGAUGAAGAACUGGCUGACUGGAAGAGGAGACAGCAGAUUGCUUGUAUUGGAGGCCCUCCAAACAUCUGUCUCGAUCGCCUUGAAACUUGGAUUACAUCCUUGGCUGAGUCCCAGCUCCAAAUUCGUCAGCAAAUCAAGAAGCUGGAAGAGCUCCAACAGAAGGUGUCCUACAAAGGAGACCCCAUCAUUCAGCACCGGCCCGCACUUGAGGAGAAAAUUGUGGACUUGUUCAGAAACCUAAUGAAGAGUGCUUUUGUGGUUGAAAGACAGCCUUGCAUGCCCAUGCAUCCGGACAGACCUCUGGUUAUCAAAACAGGCGUGCAGUUCACAAAUAAAGUCAGGUUACUGGUAAAGUUUCCUGAGCUCAAUUACCAGCUGAAAAUUAAAGUUUGCAUUGAUAAGGAAUCUGGUGAUGUGGCUGCAAUUCGAGGAUCACGAAAGUUUAACAUCCUCGGUACUAACACAAAAGUUAUGAACAUGGAGGAGUCCAACAAUGGUAGCCUGUCAGCAGAGUUUAAACACUUGACCCUGCGAGAACAAAGGUGUGGUAAUGGUGGACGGACCAAUAGCGACGCCUCUCUGAUUGUCACUGAGGAACUGCAUCUUAUCACGUUUGAAACAGAGGUCUAUCACCAGGGCCUGAAGAUAGAUCUGGAGACCCAUUCCCUGCCUGUGGUAGUUAUAUCAAACAUCUGCCAGAUGCCAAAUGCCUGGGCUUCAAUCCUGUGGUACAACAUGCUCACUAACCACCCAAAGAACGUGAACUUCUUCACCAAACCUCCAGUGGGGACAUGGGACCAGGUGGCUGAGGUGUUGAGCUGGCAGUUCUCUUCCACCACCAAGAGAGGCCUGACCAUUGAACAGCUCACCACAUUGGCUGAGAAAUUACUAGGACCAUGUGUCAACUACUCUGGAUGCCAAAUCACCUGGGCCAAGUUCUGCAAGGAAAACAUGGCAGGCAAAGGCUUCUCCUUCUGGGUGUGGCUUGACAACAUUAUUGACCUGGUGAAAAAGUACAUUCUUGCACUGUGGAAUGAAGGGUAUAUCAUGGGUUUUAUCAGUAAGGAGAGAGAGAGAGCUAUUCUGAGUCCAAAACCUCCCGGUACCUUUCUGCUGCGCUUCAGCGAGAGCAGCAAGGAGGGGGGCAUCACCUUUACAUGGGUAGAGAAAGACAUCAGUGGAAAGACCCAGAUCCAGUCAGUGGAGCCUUACACCAAGCAGCAGCUCAACAGCAUGUCGUUUGCUGACAUCAUCAUGGGCUACAAGAUUAUGGAUGCCACCAAUAUCCUGGUUUCACCUCUUGUCUACCUAUAUCCUGAGAUUCCCAAAGAGGAAGCCUUUGGGAAAUACUGCAGGCCAGAAGCAGCUCCUGAAGCCGAGAUGGGAGGAGACUCAACGAGCACUAUUCAGCCUUAUUUGAAGACAAAGUUCAUCUGCGUUACCCCGUGUCCCUCCGUCUUCAUGGACUUGCCGGACAGUGAACUGCUUGGGAACGGAUUCCCAGGCACAAACUCUGGAAACACCAGUGACCUGUUCCCCAUGUCACCCCGGACCCUUGACUCCCUGAUGCACAACGAAGCAGAAGCUACUCCAGGGCAUAUGGAUUCACUCACUUUGGAAAUGGAUGUAGCAUCGCCUAUGUGAAAAGAGUCAUCGAGUAGUUCAGCCACUUCCUUCUUUGUUGGGUUUCAUAUUAUGUUAGAGAAUUUCUUGAUUCAUUUUUCUCUCCACACAUAGUGUGCCUGUACAGUUUGUUUCUUUUUCUAUGUAAAAAAUUUCUCACUUUCACACAAUAGGGAAGGCAGUUGGUCUUGGAAGGUUUUCUUUUGAAACAGAAUUGGCACUUACUCUUUUUUUUUAAUGGUUCUCCUUAUAAUUAAUAGAUUUUUUUUCUUUUUUUUUCAAGUACAUUAAACAUUUAAGCACGAGUUAUAGGUUGUUUACUUUUAGAAAAAUUAUGAAUAAUGUCUUCUUUUAUUUGAAUGACAAAAUGUAAUGAGAGUAAUUGUUGUAUAAGCUAGGCUUUUUCAGUGUCCCUGCCAAACGCAGCAUGGUGUCGUUGUUUCACCCUAUCUUGAUUGUAUAAAACGGUUUCUCUUUCAUUAUGCUUUUUACACAAAUUGGAAUAUUUCUUGUAUUUGUUUCAGCCAAUCGAGGUGUGUAAAGAGACAAGAAAUUUCUGACAAUUGUGAAAUUAUUUUCAUGUAAAGUUUGUUUUUUUUUCUCCUUUAGCAUUGUGAGAAGUUAUGAAAUGCAGUUUUUGUCAGCUCACGGUUUGAAAUGUUUCGUUUUAAUAUUGUACAAUUUAAGCCACAUGUUUCUUUGUCUUGUAGUGAAGGCUCCUAUUAAUGGUGCCAGAAAGACUAGCACAAGCAGCAAUCCCUCUGUAGACCUUCACAACAUGAUUUUGCUUUGUGUAACUGUGAUAUUUUGGUGUCAGACCACAGGGUGCAAUGCGUGGUGGGGUCAUUCAGUAUUUGGCGUGGUAUUUUUAGUGGAAUAGACAACUCAAAACUGCACCUGUUAUUGCCACAGUGUAAAUCUGCUGUCAGUUUGGCAGUUUUAUCAGCAAGAGUUACAGAACUAGAAAACGGCGUUGUGCUCAAAAUGUAAAUAAACCAUUUUAAUGAAUUACUCCUCA
Molecule: messenger RNA, 3606 nt
Organism: Haplochromis burtoni (Burton's mouthbrooder)
Lineage: Eukaryota; Metazoa; Chordata; Actinopteri; Cichliformes; Cichlidae
Gene: stat3
Product: signal transducer and activator of transcription 3 (acute-phase response factor)
Exons: 24
Coding region: 255-2609 (784 amino acids)
Biological process (GO): cell surface receptor signaling pathway via JAK-STAT; growth hormone receptor signaling pathway via JAK-STAT; regulation of transcription by RNA polymerase II
Molecular function (GO): DNA-binding transcription factor activity, RNA polymerase II-specific; RNA polymerase II cis-regulatory region sequence-specific DNA binding
Source: RefSeq, a predicted model, not a curated record